Messenger RNA from Insectozyma verbasci, 4452 nucleotides. The record is from the annotation of a GenBank genome assembly. Lineage: Eukaryota; Fungi; Ascomycota; Pichiomycetes; Serinales; Debaryomycetaceae.
AUGAAUGAAGAUCGAACAAUAUUGUUUAGAUUAUCAACCUUAGGUAAACCAGUUAACAAUGAUGAUAUCAAUAAUGGUGUUUUAAUUUUACCAUCAACUGCAUUACCCAGGGGUUACAAAAAAGGUGAUGUUUUGUUUACUUUAAGAUUUCAUAUAAAUGCUGCUAGUAAAGUUUCAAAUAAAGGUGUUUUGUAUACAAAUGUUCCAAACAAACCAGAUAUUGAAUAUGAUCGAAAUACACAUUAUAAAUAUCCAAUUGCUACUUCAUUUAACAAAGAUACUGUAAUUGAUAUAAAAAUUUAUCAACCAGGAGUUUACAACUAUUAUAUUGAUUAUAAAGAUGAAGAAUCGGGAGAAACUAAAUUAAGUGAGAAAUAUUAUUUUAAUGUACCUCCAAAUUUGACUAUAAAUGAUGAAUUUAUCCCUUUUAACGCUAUUAAUAUCGAAACUGUUGUUUCUAAAUGGAUUGGACCUUUUGAAAAUUGGGACAAGUUUUUCAAAUUGGUGCUGUCAAAAGGUUAUAAUAUGAUCCAUUUCACUCCAUUACAAGAAAGAGGUGAAUCUGAUUCUCCGUAUUCAAUUUAUGAUCAAUUGAGAAUUGAUCCUACCAUAUUUAAAAUCAAUGAUGAAGCAACAGAAAAGAUACAUAGUGUAUUGAAAAAGAACAAUUUAUUAUCAUUAACUGAUGUUGUUUGGAAUCACACUGCUAAUAAUUCAAAAUGGUUAGAAGAUGCCCCAAAUUCGGGUUACAAUCAAGAUACUGCUCCUCAUUUAAUAGCUGCAAUUGAACUAGAUGAAGCAUUAUUAAAGUUUUCAGACAGAUUAGAGGAGCUCAAAUUACCUACGGAAAUUAAAAGUGAAAGUGAUUUAAGUAAAAUUAUAAAUGGUAUAGAAAAUCAUGUCAUCAAUGAAUUAAAAUUAUGGGAAUUCUACGUUUAUAAUAAAAGAGAAACCAUUGAUGAAUUGGAGAAAGAAUUUAACAAUCAUAAAGUGGAGAAAAAAGAAGUUUCAAACUUAGAUAUUAAAGAAUUGGCUAAACGAAUUGCAAAACCUCCAAUUAUUGGUCAUAGAUUUGAAAAUAAAAUUGAUAUAAAAGAAUUUUUAGCCAUUUUGCUAAACUUUGGAGAUGAUUUAAAUGUAAUUAUUGAAAAAGCACAAAAAAUUAUUGAUGAAAUUAAUGUUGAUUUAUAUGCUGCUUAUGAUGAUGAUAUUAAAUCCAUUGAAAAACAAGUUGGUGAUAGAAUUAAAUAUUUAAGAUUAGCUGAUAAUGGACCAAAAUUAGGUCCAAUCACCAAGAAAUCACCAUUAACUGAACCUUAUUUCACAAGAUUUAUUGAUAAAUCAGGAAAGAAACAAGCAUUAGCUAAUAAUGGUUGGAUUUGGGGUGGUAAUCCACUUGUUGAUUUUGCAAGUAAUAAAUCAAAAGCUUAUUUAAGAAGAGAAGUUAUUGUUUGGGGUGAUUGUGUUAAAUUAAGAUAUGGUGAUAAAUAUGAAGAUGCACCUGAAACUUGGGAUAGAAUGAUUGAAUAUACUAAAGAGUCAGCAAAAGUUUUCAAUGGGUUUAGAAUUGAUAAUUGUCAUUCAACUCCUUUACAUGUUGGUGAAAGAUUAUUAGAUGAAGCAAGAAAGAUUAAUCCAAAUUUAUAUGUGAUUGCAGAAUUAUUUUCGGGUUCUGAAGAAAUGGAUAAGAUUUUUGUUGAAAGAUUAGGUAUAAAUUCAUUAAUUAGAGAAGCUAUGCAAGCUUGGAACACAGGUGAAUUAUCAAGAUUAGUUCAUAAACAUGGUGGUAGACCAAUUGGUUCAUUAACUUGGUUACCAUUGGAUGAUUUUUCUUAUCCAGCAGAUGAAGAAGCAACUAGAAAAUUUGGUGGUUAUACCGAAUUAGAUAUACCAAAAGUUUUAAUCAGACAACAACCACAUGCUAUAUUUUUUGAUUGUACUCAUGAUAACGAAAUGCCAAAUCAAAAAAGAACUGUUGAAGAUACUUUGCCAAAUGCUGCUUUAGUUGCAUUUUGCUCUUCUGCUAUUGGUUCUGUUUUUGGAUAUGAUGAAUGUUUUCCAUACUUGUUAAAUGUCGUUAAUGAAAAAAGACAAUAUGAAAUAACUGAAAAUGGUAUUGGUAAAGUAAAGCAAAAAUUGUAUAAGAUUAGAGAAGAUUUAUCAAGAGAAAGUGAAGAUAUUUUAAGAGAUCAUGAAAUGUAUAUUCAUCAUGAAGGUCAAUACAUUACUAUUCAAAGAUAUAAUGCUAGAACUGGUAAAGGUUGGUUUUUAAUUGCAAGAACUAAAUUUAAUCAAGAAGGUCCACAAAUAUUAUCACCAUGUGUUUUAUCAGGUACUGAAGUUAAACAUGAAUUUUCUUAUAAAUUAGUUCAAACUGGAGAUUAUGAUUCUUCAAAUGAUAAAACAUUGACUGGUAUUCCUGUAAAAGUUGAAGAAUUGGAGCCACCAAUUGUUGAAUACAAUGAUGGUGAAUCAGUAAUCAAAAUUAAUGAAAGUUUUGUACCAGGAGCUAUAUCCGUGUUCUCAAUAAAAAUUCCAGGUGUUGAUAUUUCGAUUGAUGAUUAUGUUAAAGAAGGUGCAAUUGAAGCUUCAAAAGAUUUAGAUUUGUACGAUUUAAAUGCUGUAUUAUACAAAGCUACGCCAGAAGAGUUAGAUGCAAGUGGUGGUAAAGAAGAUACUUAUGACAUUCCAAAUUAUGGCAAACUUGUAUAUGCUGGUUUAGAAGGCUGGAAUACUGCCUUGAAAAAUGUUGUUUGGGCAAACAAUUUAGGUCAUCCAAUUUGUAAUCAUUUAAGAGAUGGUGAAUGGGCAUUGGAUUAUAUUGUCAAUAGAUUAGAUAGAUAUGAAUCUAAGGGUAUUAGAAAAUUUCAAUCAUGGUUGAGAUCAAGAUUUGAUAAAAUUAGAAAAGUUCCAUACUUUUUGAGACCACAUUAUUUUGCAUUAAUUGUUGGUAUUGCUUACGAAGCUGCAAGAUUUAGAGCUUUAAGAUUAUUUGAUAAAGAAAUUCAAACAUCGACCAAUUUUGUUCAAAGUUUAGCAUUGACUUCAAUUCAAAUGUGUGGUUACAUGAAUAAUACAAGUUUAUUACCAGAUAAAUCAGUUCCAUGUUUAGCAGCAGGUUUACCCCAUUUUUCAAACGAUUAUAUGAGAUGUUGGGGUAGAGAUGUUUUCAUUUCAUUUAGAGGUUUAUUGAUAGUUCCUGGUAGAUUUAAAGAUGCAAAGGAGCACAUUUUAGGUUUUGCUAAAACUUUAAAACAUGGAUUAAUUCCAAAUUUAUUGGAUGCUGGUAGAAAUCCUAGAUAUAAUGCAAGAGAUGCUGUUUGGUUUUUCUUGCAAGCUAUUCAAGAAUAUGUUACAUAUGUGCCAAAUGGUAUUAAUAUAUUGGAUGAAAAAGUUAGUAGAAGAUUUCCAAAAGAUGAUACUUAUAUCGAUUAUAAAGAUGCAUUUACAUAUAUGAGUUCAAUUAAGGAUAUAAUUUAUGAAAUUUUUCAACGUCAUGCAAAAGGUAUUAAAUAUAGAGAAGCAAAUGCAGGUCCUAAUUUAGAUUCACAAAUGAAAGAUGAAGGAUUUAAUGUUGAAAUUUAUAUUGAUUGGAACACUGGUUUUGUUCAUGGAGGUAAUGAAUGGAAUUGUGGUACUUGGAUGGAUAAAAUGGGUGAAAGUGAAAAAGCUGGAAAUAAAGGUUAUCCAGGUACUCCAAGAAAUGGAGCACCUAUUGAAUUACAAGGUUUAUUAAAAAGUGCAUUGAGAUUUGUUAAUAAAUUGAGUAAAGAUGGUCUUUUCUAUGACAGUGUUGAAAAAGAAGAUGGUAAAAUUACAUUUAAAGAAUGGGAAAAAUUAAUUCAAGAUAAUUUUGAAAAACAUCAUUAUAUUCCAUUAGAUCCAAAAGAUGAUGAUAAAUAUAUUAUCCAAAAAGAUUGUGUUAACAGAAGGGGUAUUUAUAAAGAUUUAACAAACACCACUAAAAAAUACGAAGAAUAUCAAUUACGAGCAAAUUUCCCAAUAGCCAUGGUUGUUGCACCCGAAUUAUUUACCAAGGAAAAAGCAAUAAAAUGUCUUGAGAUUGCUGAUAAAAUUAUUAGAGGUCCAUUAGGUAUAGCCACAUUAGAUCCAAGUGAUUAUAAUUAUCGUCCAUAUUAUAAUAACUCAAUUGAUAAUGAUGAUUUUGCAACUUCAAAAGGUAGAAAUUAUCAUCAAGGUCCAGAAUGGUUAUGGCCAACAGGUUAUUUUUUAAGAGCUUUAUUAUAUUUCCAUAAAGAUAAUGAAGAAACUGCAUUAGUUAAAAUUAAUUCAAGAUUAGAUAAUUUAAAAGAAGAAAUAAAGAAAAGUCCAUGGGCUGGAUUAACAGAAUUAACUAAUAAAGAUGGGGAGUUAUGCAGUGACUCGAGUCCAACACAAGCUUGGUCUUCAUCUUGUUUAUUAGAUUUGUAUUUUGAUGUUUAUAGAGAAUAG